Carcharodon carcharias (great white shark) is the source of this 623-nucleotide messenger RNA. Its product is annotated as testis-expressed protein 43-like. Bases 97 to 465 code for a protein of 122 amino acids. Lineage: Eukaryota; Metazoa; Chordata; Chondrichthyes; Lamniformes; Lamnidae. The transcript has 3 exons. The record is from RefSeq and is a predicted model, not a curated record.
UCAAUGAACAGGGCAGUGUUGAAAUGAAGAAAGCUACAUAAGAAAAUUUUAAAUCCUUAGUAAAUUUGGAAUAUAGAUUCUCCACUAACACCCGGCAUGAGGUCUUCAAAGAUCGAUGUUGCAACCAACACCAAAUCCAAAACUUGUGAAGUUGUUCACAUCCCAGUUUUCUCAGACCUCCAUCCUUGUAUUCCAAGGCGCUAUGUAAUGCCAUGGAAACAGGAUAUGAAAAACAGGAGGCUCAUUUUAAAGCAUCAAAAAUUAAGUGGAGUACCAAAUGAUGAAGGGGAGGAGAGUUUAUUCUUGGAAAAACGUGAACGGCUUUGCCAUGGAGAGGACAGACUCUGCCUUCAGGAUCAAAUGAACCAACUGACCCCAGGCAAUGUGCUUCAUAUUCCUAUGUCCUCCCAUCUCUCCAAGUACGGGGGCACUAUUAUACGUCGUUGGGGCAGAUCUCGCACCUAGAUAUUUUCUGAUUGAGCCACAUUCCUGUGUUCUUUGGCCAACAUAUAAGAGGUAGUUGGUAUUUCUGGGCCUGCUAGUCAUUAGAUGAUAUUUCUUCCAUGCUUGGAAAGAAUAAAUAAGCGUAUCACUGUCUCAAUAAAAUUGUAGCAUUAACUCAA